This is a messenger RNA of Habropoda laboriosa, 382 nucleotides long. RefSeq lists its product as uncharacterized. Lineage: Eukaryota; Metazoa; Arthropoda; Insecta; Hymenoptera; Apidae. The transcript is spliced from 3 exons. The record is from RefSeq and is a predicted model, not a curated record. Bases 83 to 382 code for a protein of 99 amino acids.
GUGUAAAGGUAUCUUCUUCUUGUGAAGUAAUAAUUCUAGCCUUUUUGAGUGACCAUUUUGGGACUAAUCUAACGCAAAAAACAUGAACGUGAUAAUCGUGCUUAUGAUCGUGGUGGCAUUGUGUGCGGCCGCGCCACAAUACUACAUUCACCAGGAAUUGGUGUAUCAACAUCCGGCGAAUAUACUGAAUUCGGCGAUAGAAGACACCCUGCCGAACGAGUUGCGAAACAACUUCUACAAAAACCCACGAAUCGCCGCAAGACUCGCGAAGGAAUCGUGGAUUUCCAAUAAGGAGAUGCAGGUGACCGAUCGUGAUACGGAUAGAAUUCCGCGGGAAAAGGUAUACAAUGUUCUUCACAAUGCAGGAUUCAUUCGGAAAUAA